AUGCCAGAGCGACCGCGCGGCAGCUCCGCAAGCACGUGGAGGGCGCUGUUGGCGGCGGCGGUGUGUUUCCUUGCCGCGGCACCGUGCAUGGUUCUGCUCCAGCAGUACCUGCUGCCGCUGGGCGAUGCAAGGGCCGUUGCGUCCGCGAGCCGCUUCCAACUCGCGAUGGCUGUCGUCACGUAUCUGACGCUGCGCCUCGUCCGCGUGGCUCCCUACGGCCGUCACGCGGAGGGCACGUUUCUGGGCCCCACUGUGCCCGCGCCCCUCUCAUGGGCGCUGCAGGAGUGCCCGACGCUGUUGAGUGUCACGUACUACCUUUUCGUGGAGUACCCGUGCCACUCGCUGGGGUGCAGCGGCGGCCAGUGGACGCGUAUUGCGCUCGAGGACACUUGGGGGCAGGCGGCGCGUGCGGUCGCCGACGGGCUCGCCUCGCUUCACUUGGGGCUGCUCCUCUUCGUCAUUCACUACGUACACCGCAGUCUCCUCUACCCGCUGCUCCUACGCAGCGGGACGCCGGUGCCAAUAGAAAUCACGCUGGCUGCCACCUUGUACUGCCUCCUCAACGGCCGGCUGCAACUGCUGGCAAACAUUCGCGACAGCCCCGCGGUGCCUCGUCUCCCGCUCGACUCCAUGAGUCACAUGAUGCUGUUUUUUGUUGGCAGUGUCGUCUUCUUUGCGGGGAUGUGGGUGAACCUUUUCUCUGACUACCACCUGCUGCGGCUGAAGGAGCAGCCACCAAAGCGCACGCGCAAGAUUCCACACGGGGGUCUAUUUGAAUACGUGAGCUGCGCAAACUUCCUGGGGGAAAUCGUGGAGUGGGGCGGCUACACCCUCGUCGUGUGGUCCACCACAGCCGCGAGUAAACCGGAGGCGGGGCUGGCGGCGUGCAGCUUUUUCCUGUACGUGAUGGCAAACCUGCUUCCGCGCGGUCAAGCGCACCACGCGUGGUACAUCAAACACUUUGGGGACGCCUACAAGGCACUGCGGCGCAGGGCUGUUGUCCCGUAUGUGUACUAG
This is a messenger RNA of Trypanosoma conorhini, 1017 nucleotides long. Its product is annotated as 3-oxo-5-alpha-steroid 4-dehydrogenase. Bases 1 to 1017 code for a protein of 338 amino acids. Gene Ontology annotation, biological process: steroid biosynthetic process. Gene Ontology annotation, molecular function: 3-oxo-5-alpha-steroid 4-dehydrogenase activity. Lineage: Eukaryota; Euglenozoa; Kinetoplastea; Trypanosomatida; Trypanosomatidae. The transcript has a single exon. The record is from RefSeq and is a predicted model, not a curated record.